CAGGUGUGCGGGGAGUGUAGCAUUCGCGAUUUUUCAUGGAUCCGCUUUCCCCAUCAACUAGGGCAUUUUGAGACUAGGAAACCACCGCUCCGGACCCAGUGUUGAUCUUUCGAUACUCUUGGGGUGCGGGCAACAGCUACUCAGGCGCGGCAUCGUGGCAUCGCCGAUGCUUCAUUUAGCCUGAUUGACUUGGCGAGCUGUCUCAUUCCGGGUUCCCGGAAUUCUCCUCAAUGCAGUUGCUUGUUACCAUGGUUCCUCCGGUUCCUCCGGAUCCUCAUGAUCCCCAUGUUCUAAGCGAACAUAUAUACCGGCCGUCUUUCCAGCCACCGCGCGUUCCGAGUUGAGAUGAACGAGGAGAAGCGAAUCGAGAUCGAGCUGUCAGAGACUCAGGAACCUCUCUCUGCUCAUCGCCAUGUGGAACGCCCGGUUCGGCCUCCAGGGGCUCCUUGUCGGCCUGGUGUUGAGCGCAACCUCUUUCCCGGUUGCCUCAUGCCAUGACGACCGCUGGAUAGACAUAUGGACGUCCAUGCCGCAAGAGGUGGAACCUUACAACCUGCCCAGCCCGCCCUAUAACGGCACAACCGGUGUCUUCCAAAACACCACAAUUCGACAGACCGUGUAUCUCACCCAGGACGCAUCUACCAUCCGCUUGCAGUUUAGCAAUGCGUUUGGUGGCUCGGACUUGCCCAUCACGGCCGUCACUGUCGCCUUACCAUCAAACGGGACCGCAGGAUCCAGUGCCAUUCGCCCGGAAACUCUCAAGGACGUCACCUUUUCCGGCCAACGCUCCUUCCAGGUUCCCAACGGCGCCCUCGUUGUCUCCGACCCGCUGCGGGUUUCCGUCAAAGCCCAAACCAGUCUCACCGUGACCGUCUAUCUCGCCUCGGGCCAAGCAGGCUACCGCAUCACCGGCCACCCGGGCAGCCGCACCUCGAGCUGGCUGGCGCCGGGCGACCGGGUCUCGGCUGCCGAUGUCGGCAGUGUCCCUGGUGCGCAGCGCAUCGACCGGUGGUUUCUCCUCUCGGCCGUCCAAGCCUGGCUCCCCCGCAGCCACACCGCGCUGGCCAUCAUAGGCGACAGCAUCACCGACGGCCGCGGCUCCACCACCAACGGCAACGACCGCUGGCCCGACCAGCUCCUAAAGCGUCUGCAGGCUGCGGGCCGCCGCCGCUCCUCCAUCGACCUGCGCGACAUCGCGAUCAUGAACCAAGCGGCCGGCGGUAACAGGGUGCUAGCCGACGGCCUGGGCCCCAACGCGCUGGGGCGCGUGGGGCGGGACGUGUUGGAGCACAGCGGGGUGCGGUACGCGCUGGUGCUGGAGGGGGUCAACGACCUGGGUACCACGGUUUCGGACGGGGCGGCGCAGGCGGCCGUGGGCGACCGGCUUCUCCAGGCGUACGACCAGAUCAUCACGCGGCUGCACGGGGCGGGCAUCGCCGUGUUUGGCGGCACCAUCACGCCCAUGAGCGGACCGGGCCAGGCGUAUGGUGAGGGCGGGCCCGCGCGCGAGGAGCAGCGGCAGCGCGUCAACGCGUGGAUCCGCACGAGCGGCCGGUUCGACGCCGUCGUUGACUUUGACGCGGCCCUCCGAGAUCCGAAAAAUCACACGCAGCUGGCGGCUGAGUACGACUCGGGCGACUACCUGCACCCCAAUCCCGCGGGUUACAAGGCCAUGGCCGAAGCGGUGGAUCUGGGUUUGUUUGCGAAGUUUGCUGACGGGGUGCAAGCCAUGGUCUGAAGAAGGGCAGGUGAAAUUCUUUUGUUUUGUUGUGGACUGAUCGGGGGCAAGGGAUGGACGGGGCUGGAUUUGGAAGGGGUUGUAAUGAAAAGGGGCGGCGGAAGAAGGGAGAAGGAAAAAGUAAGGACAUACCCUCAUAUGUUAGUAAUAAGCAAAGACUCCGGCGGAAGCCUGAUCAGGCGCCGCCGGACAUUAUUCAUGCAAAGACCUGCAAUCUUGAAG
This is a messenger RNA of Canariomyces notabilis, 1960 nucleotides long. RefSeq names its product lipolytic enzyme. Bases 413 to 1738 code for a protein of 441 amino acids. NCBI's taxonomy places the organism in Eukaryota, Fungi, Ascomycota, Sordariomycetes, Sordariales, Chaetomiaceae. The record is from RefSeq and is a predicted model, not a curated record. The transcript is spliced from 2 exons.